AUUAAUCUGACGUCCUGCUGCUGUUCCCUCCAAUCCAACGAACUGACCACAACCACCUAAGCUAAAAGCUAACCACCAGACCCCCGGCCAUGGCGCUCGCGCCCACUUCCGCUGCCGUGCUCAAGACCCCGUUCCUCGGGGCCAGGCGCGCGCUCGCCAAUGCCGCCGCCAAGCCCGCGCCUCGCCGCGCGCUGGUCGUCGCCGCCGCGGCCGCCGCCAAGAAGUCGUGGAUCCCGGCCAUCAAGAGCGACGCCGAGAUCGUGAACCCGCCCUGGCUCGACGGCUCGCUCCCCGGCGACUUCGGGUUCGACCCGCUGGGGCUGGGCAAGGACCCGGCGUUCCUCAAGUGGUACCGGGAGGCGGAGCUGAUCCACGGGCGGUGGGCGAUGGCGGCCGUGCUGGGCAUCUUCGUGGGGCAGGCGUGGAGCGGCAUCCCGUGGUUCGAGGCCGGCGCGGACCCGAGCGCCAUCGCGCCCUUCUCCUUCGGGUCGCUGCUGGGCACGCAGCUGCUGCUGAUGGGGUGGGUGGAGUCGAAGCGGUGGGUGGACUUCUUCAACCCGGACUCCCAGGCCGUGGAGUGGGCCACGCCAUGGUCCCGCACCGCCGAGAACUUCGCUAACUUCACCGGCGAGCAGGGCUACCCGGGCGGCAAGUUCUUCGACCCGCUCGGCCUCGCCGGCACCGUCAAGGACGGCGUCUACAUCCCCGACGUCGACAAGCUCGAGCGGCUCAAGCUGGCCGAGAUCAAGCACGCCCGCAUCGCCAUGCUUGCCAUGCUCGCCUUCUACUUCGAGGCUGGGCAGGGCAAGACGCCGCUCGGCGCGCUCGGCCUAUGAUUUGCAUGCUGCCGGCGACCGAGUCAGUUAUCGAUUGCGCGGGGUGGGUGAGCUCCUAGGGACGUACGGCUGCAGGGGAUCAGACGCCUUGCCUCGCAGAUUGGAGGCGAAAGAAGAGCGUAGCAGCAAUCUACUGUCUGUGUUGGUGGUUUAGCGUGCGUGAACCAGAUGGGGUGUUCCUCUCUGUUUUUUCUUUCUUUCUUUUCUGUGUAUGUAUCAAAUGUAUGUACCAUGUAAUGUAUAGUAUGGAUCGAUUUCAUUGCAUUAA
Molecule: messenger RNA, 1104 nt
Organism: Zea mays
Lineage: Eukaryota; Viridiplantae; Streptophyta; Magnoliopsida; Poales; Poaceae
Product: light harvesting chlorophyll a/b binding protein 6
Exons: 2
Coding region: 90-836 (248 amino acids)
Biological process (GO): photosynthesis, light harvesting
Cellular component (GO): membrane
Source: RefSeq, marked validated